This is a messenger RNA of Lotus japonicus, 1392 nucleotides long. RefSeq names its product WAT1-related protein At1g25270-like. NCBI's taxonomy places the organism in Eukaryota, Viridiplantae, Streptophyta, Magnoliopsida, Fabales, Fabaceae. Gene Ontology annotation, cellular component: plasma membrane. The coding region runs from base 63 to 1292 and encodes 409 amino acids. The transcript is spliced from 6 exons. The record is from RefSeq and is a predicted model, not a curated record. Gene Ontology annotation, molecular function: transmembrane transporter activity.
UUUGUGACAGACAUACAUAUAUAUACAUAUCUGCUAGCAGCUGAAAGAGUGUAAAACACAAAAUGGAAGAUAUAAUGAAGAAAAUGCAAGGGUUGAAGCCAGCCCUCAUGAUGUUGACUGUGCAGAUUGCUUUCUCUACCAUGAAUGUCAUCUAUAAACUUGCCAUCAACGAUGGAAUGACAGUAAGAAUUAUCACGGCUUACCGUCUCAUUUUCGCCGCUGCUUGCACGGUACCACUUGCUCUUAUUCUUGAAAGGAAAAACAGACCAAAACUCACUUGGAGGGUGCUCUUCAUGUCAUUUUUCUGUGGCCUAUUUGGAGGAAGUUUGUUCCAAAACCUUUACUUCGAGUCACUGAGAUUAAUUUCAGCAACAUUUGCUUCAGCCGUCUUCAAUCUCAUUCCUGGAGUCACUUUUAUUCUGGCUGUCGCAUGCGGGUUUGAAAAAUUAAAUUUUCACAAGGAAGCAGGCAAGGCUAAGGUUUUAGGAACAUUAACAGGAAUUGGGGGGGCAAUGAUGUUAACCUUUCUGAAAGGUGUGGAACUUGACAUUUGGCCCUUCCACAUUAACAUCCUGCAUAAAAAGGAUACAGUAAUCCACUCAGAUAGUAAAUUGCUUGGUAUUUUUUGUGGUCUUGCAAGUUGCUUCUGUUACUCAUUAUGGCUUAUCAUUCAGGCUAAGAUGAGCAAAGAAUAUCCAAGCCAUUACUCAAGUACAGCUCUAAUGUCAUUAAUGGGGGCAGCACAAGCAACUGUUUUUGCCCUUUGUGUUGAGAAGGAUUGGAGUCAGUGGAGGUUGGGAUGGAGUAUUAGGCUUCUAGCUGCAGCAUACUCGGGAAUUGUGGCCUCUGGAUUAAUGGUUGUUGUAAUUGCAUGGUGUGUGAUGAAGAAAGGUCCAUUGUAUGCAUCUAGUUUCAAUCCCGUGAUGCUUGUGCUUGUGGCCAUUCUUAGUUCCUUGAUGUUGGAUGAGAACCUCUACUUAGGAAGUGCAAUUGGAGCGGUGCUAAUUAUGAUUGGAUUAUACAUGGUGCUGUGGGGCAAGAGCAAAGAAAUGAAAAAUGUGACUUCUCCAGAUCUAGAAAUUGAAAAAAUUGAGGUUGUUGUGACGCCCACCACAACAGAUAAUGAUAAUAUUAACUGCAGCAACAACCGUUGUGAGAGCAAUAUUAUUGUUAGCAAGGAUGAUGGUACCUCAUCAAAAAGUGUGCAAGAAGGACAAGACAUAGAAAAUAACAUAAAAGAAACAUCUUCAGGUGAUGUAAAAAGUGCAAAUAAUAACAGUGAAUGUGUAUAGCCGUAGAGGGUGAUGAUGGACACUGGACCACAUAUCUUCUUCACCUUGGUUUAAUUUGUUCAUUAUUUUUCUACAAUUCUUUAUGUAAUAAACGAAAGAA